UACUUCUCUCUCAUUAGGUAGGUGGGGGUGGCUUAAUCAAGCAAGGCAAAGGUAGAGAAAGAUGUCGCACAGCUGUUCUCACUGCGGCAACAAUGCCCACAACUCACGCACCUGCGCAGUGACCGCCGAUGGAGGUGGUGAUGGUGGAUUCAUGCUGUUUGGGGUACGAGUUACGGAAGGUUCCAUCUCUAACUCGAUGCGUAAGGUUGUGAGCAUGAACAAUCUUUCCCAGUACGACCAGCCUCACGAGCCGAACGCCGAUGUUGCUUCCGGUUACGCCUCUGACGAUGUCGUCCACACCUCCGCCGGUCAUCGCGAGCGCAAGAGAGGAGUUCCAUGGACGGAGGAAGAACACAGGCUUUUCUUACUAGGUCUUCAGAAGGUUGGGAAAGGAGAUUGGAGGGGAAUCUCUAGAAAUUUUGUUAAGACUCGUACUCCCACCCAGGUCGCCAGUCAUGCUCAGAAGUAUUUCCUCCGGCGAAGCAAUCUCAACCGUAGACGUCGCCGAUCUAGCCUCUUCGACAUGACCCCCGAUACGUUCAUGGGAUCGGGAAAUGAAGAAGAACAAGUCAUCCACCAAGAAAACACAACUCAGGCAGAUUCACCACCGCCGCCGCCGAUGAACUGCAAUAUAGGAUUUCCGGUGCCGGCAUAUCCAAUGACACUCACUUCGACCGUGCUACCAAGCACUGGCAGCAGCAGCAGCAGCAGUAGCAUCAUCAUCGAUACCCCGAUGAUGGAGAAUCUAGAGCAGGGACAUGGACAAACCGUCCUUACGAAUGCAUCGUCAUCGACGAAGCUGGUCCGUCCGAUUCCUGUGCUACCGGUCCCACCCUUGUCGAAGAUGGCGGAUCUUAAUCUGAACCAGAAGUCAUCCAUAGAUCCUUCUCCACUGUCUCUGAAGCUCUCCACAUCAUCAGAUCAACAACCCUCAUCGAGGCAUUCCGCUUUUCAGGCCAUGACAAGCUUUGGCUCUGGCUCCGGCGAUCUGGAUUCAAAUGGUGGAAGCAUUAUCAGUGUCGCUUAAUAAUAAAUAAUUUUAUCUUGAAA
Molecule: messenger RNA, 1050 nt
Organism: Telopea speciosissima
Lineage: Eukaryota; Viridiplantae; Streptophyta; Magnoliopsida; Proteales; Proteaceae
Product: transcription factor MYB1R1
Exons: 3
Coding region: 62-1027 (321 amino acids)
Biological process (GO): response to gibberellin; response to auxin; response to ethylene
Molecular function (GO): DNA binding
Source: RefSeq, a predicted model, not a curated record